AUGUCCCUUCUUGUUUCUGUUUCAGUCACCGAGAAGGAGAUUCGUCAAUGGCACAAAGGAUUCCUCAAGGAUUGCCCCGAUGGAUUGCUAACAGAACAGGGCUUCAUAAAGAUCUACAAGCAGUUCUUCCCCCAGGGUGACCCGUCAAAGUUCGCCUCCCUCGUCUUCAGAGUCUUCGACGAGAACGCCGACGGCACGAUAGAGUUCGAGGAGUUCAUAAGAGCGCUCUCGGUGACGUCGCGCGGAAACCUGGACGAAAAGCUUCACUGGGCCUUCCGUUUGUACGAUGUGGACAACGACGGCUUCAUCACGAGGGACGAGAUGUACAAUAUAGUCGACGCGAUAUAUCAGAUGGUUCCGCAAGCCGAGGACGAGAAUACACCGCAGAAGAGGGUCGACAAAAUCUUCGACCAGAUGGACAAGAAUCACGACGACAAGCUCACGCUCGAGGAAUUCCGGGAGGGUAGCAAGGCCGAUCCGAGGAUCGUUCAGGCGCUCUCCCUGGGCGGCGAGUAACCUCGAUUUUCAUCAUGAGCGGCAUGCGAACCAUCGAAAUCGGGAGCCUCCACGGCGUCGUCAUUAUUGUAAUUGUCGGCGCGAGCUGAGCGAGCCGCUCGUCUCGAUAAUCGGCAGAUGAGAAAAGAUUUUCUGUGAGAAAAGGCAAGUCCACAUCCGCGCGGUUUGGCAUGCACGUAUAAUAGAUGGGCAAUAAUGUGAGUAUAAAAGGCGUCGGAGAUGAUGAGAAUUUGCGAAUAUUUUUGCGGAAAGACUUCUCGUCGAAGAGUUAGUCUCUGUUACUUCUUUUCUACUCUCUCUCUCUCUCUCUCUCUCUUUCUCCGUCUCUCUAUUUCUAUCUCUCUAUACUUAUAUCUCUCGCUUUCGGAGAAGAUCGGUUCUCGUUCCCCGUUGGUGAAUCGAUCCCUCCACCCUUCGUUAACGAUUCAAUUUCGAGAAUCUCGGUGCUAAUAUAACAAUAGAUGUAUAGCGUUCGAGGAGAGAUCGUAUAGCUUUCAAGGAAACAUGGCAGAUUACAUUUUUAGCUAGAGAGCGUGCAAAACUUGGAUAGAAAUGAAUUGUUAAUACGAACGAUGAAGAUAUAUAUAAAUUACGGGGAGAGAUUUCCUGUCGGGUCAUUCUCUCGCCUCGAGAGCAGUUUUUCUUUUUUUUAUCACGUUGCUCUUCCACCCUGCCUCGUUUUUCUCGUUGGCAAAGUAACGUCAUGGUAAUAUGGGUAACGAAUAAAAUUCGAAUACACUGGACACGAGUACGUCGCCCGAAUUUUAACGAGGCUCUCCGGGGUUAUUUCCGUUUACUGCAGAGCUGCUCCACAUUAGGAAAAAGGGAGGAAGAAUGGAGGUAGGAGGGUGGGAAUAGUAGGGAAAUUGCAACUGGAAUAAGCAUUCAAAUGCGGACUGAUCGUGCAUUGUGUGCGACGUUGCGUAACGAGUGCAACUACAAACAAAAAUUCCACGGAGUCACAAUGAGCUCGUAUGUAUUUCAACAACGCGAAAAGAAUCGGGAGAGACGUGCAAAUUUCACAACGAUGAAUAGCGCAAUAAUAACAGUAUAAUUCAAUUAUUAUCCUUUUCUUUUUUUUUUUUACACGAUGCGGCUCUAAAAAAUAAAUUCGUUCGUCAUUACAAAUUCAAUCGUCGAACGUAAAUAUUAACACGGAUUUUAUGUAACGUUACUUGAUGUAAUGCUACCGCCUAGAAAUAUUGCAAAUUAUUCAUUUUCAAAUGUCAAAAAGCAGCAGCAUCGAGUACUAACGAGCGUUGCGUGCUACUAACAAAAUUGCAUCGUCGAUUUAACGCCGGACACGGCGUCAUUUGCGUGUGAUUUCUUAACGAAUGGCGGCAUCGUCAUGAGAGUAUCGGGUAAUCUUGCGUAACGCAGCAUCAGACGGCGUGGCAAAAAUUCGGAGAUACUGACGGGGACGAUGACUGAGCACAGGUGAGAGAUGAAUAAUGGCAAUCUGCUUUUCGAUAUUAAUAAGCGUUUUACGUCACUUACACGAUGAAGCGAUCGGCAAUACAAUUUGCCAACUGCAAUACACGUAUUAUCAAUGUAAUCUUCGCCGGAUUAUAGAAUCGAAGAAAGGCGCGAGAGAUAUUUGAGAAAGAAUAUGAACGUACAUACAUAUUUUUUCUUAAUUGUAAUAGAAAAGGUUAUAUUAUUAUUGACUCCUAUAAUAGAAUAUCCAGCAGAAGUUACGCGAACAACAUUCUAAAAGAAAAUGGGGCUAACGAAAAUAAUAGAAGAGCUUACUAAAUGCUGAGUACCGUAAUGGCAAGCGAUCGUCGAAUAUUAAUGAGCAAAGUUGCAUCUGCUUCGUGAAUCUCUUGUAUUGUUAUCCCUGGAUCCACUUUUUAAUCAUAAUCUUUUCAAUCGCAAUCAUCGACGCUCUUGACGCUUUCAAACUUCAACGACCUAAAUCUUCAUAUUCAAGAUGAUUCGAGUGGAAUAAAGCUAACGAUCAAUAAAGAAAAAGGUACCUGGCGUCAUUUGGAACAGGUCAUUUUUGCCUAAAAAUUGAAUGAACUUACGUGAAAAAGGGACGGAAAGAACACGGUAAUCUACAUUUUUUGCAUAAUGGCGAUCAAUUAAUCAUCAUCGUAAAACUUCCAUCGAAUAUUAAAGCGGAAUUAAAGAUACGAAAAGCGGAAGAGAGAGAGAGAGAGAGAGAGAGGAAUAUCAGAUUGAAAUAAAGCGAGCGUCAAGUGUGAGUAAGUUAAAAGAGGCAAAGGUCGCGCCCGGGGCGAUCUUCACACGUCGCGGCAGAUGCGAUUAAGACGGGGACGAGAGGAUAUGAUUCACGUCGAAAAUUCGGCUUGAUUGACGCGAGUGAUGUUCUGUAAUGAUGCGGCGUGUUGCGGAGACAAUAAAGCGAGACGAGGAGCGAAAUGCGAUAGCGACUUGGAUUUAGUUACCGGGGACGACCGCCGACGACGUGGCAUUAUUGGUACACGGAUUUAUCGGAAUUUCGGAUCUCCUGUUCUCCGAUAUUAAGGAGAGCGUCAGAUGGUCGUUGGAUAAGAGCGGGGAAAAUCCAGUCCGCGACAGAGCGAGAGCGUCAAGGACGAUUAAAGGGAGUCGAGUGGUAAGUAGAGGUGGAUAGAGUAGAGACGCGCCACGUCUUCCCGAUCGAUCCGUUCCGCAUUCCGCGGGAUACGGCCGACGUACAAAUGCGGCCGACGAGCUUAUGCGGAGAACAAAAGGAAGUGCUGGGGAAAGUGCGAGAAUCACGAGGAGAGAAGAAGGAGCGCGAUACCGAGAGCGGGACGGGGAGGGGCGAGGAGGUCGGUUGACUAUGUCGAUGGCGUUUCUUAUAGGAUACGGGGAUCGUGGGAGGAUGGAUUCCUCUCGACAAUGAGGAGGACCACGGGAAGCGCGAUCAUAAAUCUUGCCACGUGGUUCGUGACCUCUCACGGAGAGGUUUUGAAGAAUAAACCGACGUUUACACGGGAGCGAACAGUUGUCGUUGUCGCCGAGGAAAUUGGGAAAAUAUCUCGGGAGGACAAACACCGGAGCUCGGACAGAGAUAGCGGCAAGUUAAAUAAGCUCCGGAGUAAAGGAUCGUCCGAUGACUUAUGAAAAAUGCAUAGGCACUUGGUCCAGUGCCGUCAUGCAAUAUGUAGUCCGUUGCCGCCGAAAGUGCAUAGCGGCGCGUAAAAAUAAAGUUUUGGUGGAUCAGCUUCAGGACAACCGUCUGCUAAGCUUCCUUUUCUUCUUCGGGAACGUGGUCACUGUGCAGCUUUAUACCGCUGAAUCGAGCGGUAUGGAAACGGGUGCAGUAAUUAAAAUCGCGAAAACACAAAAAUGAAAAAUUCAUUUAUUUUAGCGACGAAAAAGAAGAGUAAAAUAAACACGAAUGCAAUCGCGUUAACGAGCGAAUUUUUUUCAAAUGAAUUUACGCCCUCGAAAGAUUUCGCCGCAGCGGAGAAUUUUAACGCAGAGGUAAAAGAGAUAAGUUUGCGAGGGUGAAUGAAGAAAGGUCGCCCUUUGGAAAGCUAGAAUUCACGGUGCUAUUGAAUUUUCAAAACAGCGCCGUACCUCUUUCUAUCGCUUUCUAUCUGCCAUCUAUUCUCCGAUUGGGUGACUCUAAAGCGAAAAAAGAUACGAAUUUCAACCUACAUAAGAAUGAGAAAAAUGUCGUGUAACCGGCAGCAAAAAUUCACAAGCUCGGAAUAUGACUCUAGAGUAAAUGUAAAUGCGACUCUGCGAAGCGCAUGUUAUUGUUCUAAAUAAUGCGUUCGCAUACGUUUGUAGCAGGGCGACAAAAAUUUCACGCACUGGAGAUGGCGCUCGGAAAGAAAUUUGACGCGUAAUAAAAUCCGAGAUAUUACGAAAUGGACGUCCGAUAUGAUAGACAAUGUUAAUUUCACAAGAUGUACUUGGCGUUGUAAGUUCGCGACAUAAAUCACCGCUUGAUGCUCUAUUAUCUCGGGUGAUUUAAGAAACCAUUAUUCAUUUCGCACAUGGGUAUCAAACGUAUGCGAAAUACAAUACAAUGAAAUUCCAUGAAUCUUCUGGACUUGUCGCUUUUUUCGAGCGCUGCAUUAACGCCACCGCACGAUCCUCGAUACAUCUUUCGUAUAUUUCAAUACAACGCGUUCUCAUUCCCUUUUUUACGAAACGGCUCGCCUAAAACGGCUUCGUAUCGCGAUAAAUACCACUUUACCCUAUGCACAGCAAUCCCUUUUAGCGGAAAAAAAAA
Messenger RNA from Pogonomyrmex barbatus (red harvester ant), 4717 nucleotides. Its product is annotated as frequenin-2. NCBI's taxonomy places the organism in Eukaryota, Metazoa, Arthropoda, Insecta, Hymenoptera, Formicidae. The record is from RefSeq and is a predicted model, not a curated record. Gene Ontology annotation, molecular function: calcium ion binding; calcium sensitive guanylate cyclase activator activity.